AUGAUGAGGAUGAUGCUCUCCAUCCUCCUCCUCCCUCUUGCCUCCAUGUCUCAGACUCUUCCUUGCGUCUCGACCAGACUGCGCCAGGCUCCUGUCCUGCGCGAUAUGCUCGGAGAAACGGGAUCGUGCACGCAUGGAUCUUUGUUGCUAUUGGAAGACUGGAACAAACGUCUUUCGCAUCCUUGGCUCCUGAAACUCAGAGGAGGAGGAGGAGGAGGGAAGGACAAGGCAACUCGUACCCCUGAGAGCAAAGGAGCAGCCGGACGUUCCAACAACCGAUCCCCGUCCAGUUCCCUCCAGUCAGAAAGUGCUUCUCUCAUCGAGUCCACGAGCGAGACUGAAGAGAGCUCGGGAGGAGACGAGGACAGCGACCAUGCUGCGGGCAUGGACGAGGAGCAACUUCGAUCCAAGAAGCAGAAGCUGGAAGAUGAGCUGAGAGAACUCGAGGACUGGGAGAAGCGUCUGAACGAACAGAAGGGGAGCGGCAAGGGAGGGCAAGGCGGAAAGAAAAAGGAGAAGCACAAGGGCAGCGCUCGGAAACGAGGGUCUGGCGAGGAAUCGUCCGACUCGGACGACAGAGAAUCUUCAGAAGUGUCUGACAGUGACCCGACCAGCGAAGAAAGAUCCAGCAGCGAGUCCAGUGAGAGGAACAGGAAGUCCCAGGGAAAAACGGGAAGGAAGCCAGCGAAACGGUCCAACGAUGACCGAUCGAGAACUUCAAGGGACACGCUGAGCAAGAAAUCAAGUGAUCGCAAGUCCAGUGAAAGGAAGGGAGACGACGAAAAGCGCAAACAUUCUGAGCUGCAUCAAUCAUCCAAGAAGAAGCGAAAUCAUCCAGGGGACUCUAGUGAAGGUUCUGACGAGUCUGAGUCGAUGUCAAGUGAGUUUGAUGGGAGCGAAAGCUCCAGCGCAAGUGCAAGGAGCCGCAACUUGAAAAGGUUAAGGACAAGUGGUGUCGAGGAAAACCAGCACCCAUCAGCAUCCAAGCGAAAUUCAACCAAGAAGAAGAGGCAAGAGGGGAAGAGAGGAAGGGGGUACCAUGAGGAUACCAGCGAGGAAACUGAUAGUGAUGUCGGUGAGAGAAAGAAAAGCACUUCCGGCCAUGGACGAGGAUCUGCUACGAGCUCAAGAAGGAACAAAGGGCUCUCAACAUCCAAAUCCCGCCCCAAACGUCAUGAGAGGGAAGAAAGUUCAGAGUUGAGCGAGGAGAGCAGGUCAAGUGAAGAAGAAUCGGGGUCAUCCAACGAUAGCAGCAACUCGGACGAAGAUGACAGCGAAUCAUCGGGGGAGACACGGCGGCAAUCCAAGAGGUCCAGAGAAUCCGGAAAGAAGUUGGCGGUGCGGAAGAGCAACGUCCAGUCUUCAUCAGAAGAACGAGGAGGUAGUGAAAGCGAGUCAGGAAGGAGCGAGAGCGAGUCUUUGAAAGAGAGGGAGAAUCGGGGAUCGAAGAGAAACCGCGGACAUUCGAAGAAGGAUGACAGCGCGUCAAAUGAUGACAGCAGCACGAGCUCAUCUAGGAUGCAGGAUGAUGAUGAUGAGGAGGACGAGGAGAGCCGGUCCAGGAGCGGGAGCAGCAGAUCGAGUGAAGAUGAGAGCGGGUCUAAGGAAGAUCGCAGCAGUUCAUCAUCAGCAUCGAGCCGGUCGGACAAGAACAGGAGCAGCUCAUCCGAAGACGAGGAGAGCAAGUCCAGGAGCGGGAGCAGCGGGUCAGGAAGCAACGAGUCGAAGGAGGAGACUGAUUCCAAGGACGACGAGGACGAGGACGAGGACGAGGAGGACGAGGAGGAGAGCCGGUCCAGGAGCGGGAGCAGCAGAUCGAGUGAAGAUGAGGGCGGGUCUAAGGAAGAUCGCAGCAGUUCAUCAUCAGCAUCGAGCCGGUCGGACAAGAACAGGAGCAGCUCAUCCGAAGACGAGGAGAGCCGGUCCAGGAGCGGGAGCAGCGGGUCAGGAAGCAACGAGUCGAAGGAGGAGACUGAUUCCAAGGACGACGAGGACGAGGACGAGGACGAGGACGAGGACGAGGACGAGGACGAGGAGGAGAGCCGGUCCAGGAGCGGGAGCAGCAGAUCGAGUGAAGAUGAGAGCGGAUCUAAGGAAGAUCGCAGCAGUUCAUCAUCAGCAUCGAGCCGGUCGGACAAGAACAGGAGCAGCUCAUCCGAAGACGAGGAGAGCCGGUCCAGGAGCGGGAGCAGCGGGUCAGGAAGCAACGAGUCGAAGGAGGAGACUGAUUCCAAGGACGACGAGGACGAGGACGAGGACGAGGAGGACGAGGCGGUCCAGGAGCGGGAGCAGCAGAUCGACAGUUCAUCAUCAGCAUCGAGCCGGUCGGACAAGAACAGGAGCAGCUCAUCCGAAGACGAGGAGAGCCGGUCCAGGAGCGGGAGCAGCGGGUCAGGAAGCAACGAGUCGAAGGAGGAGACUGAUUCCAAGGACGAGGACGAGGACGAGGACGAGGAGGACGAGGAGGAGAGCCGGUCCAGGAGCGGGAGCAGCAGGUCGAGUGAAGAUGAGGGCGGGUCUAAGGAAGAUCGCAGCAGUUCAUCAUCAGCAUCGAGCCGGUCGGACAAGAACAGGAGCAGCUCAUCCGAAGACGAGGAGAGCAAGUCCAGGAGCGGGAGCAGCGGGUCAGGAAGCAACGAGUCGAAGGAGGAGACUGAUUCCAAGGACGAGGACGAGGACGAGGACGAGGACGAGGACGAGGAGAAGGAGGAGGAUGGGGAAGAGAGCAGCAGCGAGUCGUCAAGCAAAUAA
Messenger RNA from Guillardia theta CCMP2712, 2751 nucleotides. RefSeq lists its product as hypothetical. Bases 1 to 2751 code for a protein of 916 amino acids. The transcript has 9 exons. NCBI's taxonomy places the organism in Eukaryota, Cryptophyceae, Pyrenomonadales, Geminigeraceae. The record is from RefSeq and is a predicted model, not a curated record.